This is a messenger RNA of Alternaria novae-zelandiae, 756 nucleotides long. RefSeq lists its product as uncharacterized. Gene Ontology annotation, biological process: mRNA splicing, via spliceosome. The coding region runs from base 1 to 756 and encodes 251 amino acids. NCBI's taxonomy places the organism in Eukaryota, Fungi, Ascomycota, Dothideomycetes, Pleosporales, Pleosporaceae. The transcript has a single exon. The record is from RefSeq and is a predicted model, not a curated record. Gene Ontology annotation, cellular component: U2-type catalytic step 1 spliceosome.
AUGGCCGAACGCAAGACUAUCCAGAAGUACUAUCCUGCCGACUUUGACCCAGCAAAGCUAGUGCGCUCAAAGAAAUCCUCAACUCCCACGCGCACCGUCGUAAACUUCGCCUGCCCCUUCCGCAGCAUGCGCUGCCUCUCCUGCGGCCACUACACCACUCGCGGCAAAGUCUUCCGCAACAGCCCAAAACACAUCGCACCAGAAACAUACCUCGGCGUAAAGAUCGUAACGCUGCAUUGUAAAUGCCCUGGCUGCAGUGCGGGAAUCGUUAUCGAGACUGAUCCUAAGAAUAUGGAUUAUAGGAUUGUGAGUGGGGCGGUUAGGGGGUUUGAGGCUUGGAGAGAUAAUGAGCGCGCCAGAGAUACUGAAGAGCAGCGCUUAAAUCGUCUCGAAGCUCAGGGACUUGAAGGAGGCGACGAGAAAGCGACUAUGGAGACGCUGGAACGCAAGACUGAGGAUGCGAGGGUUGAGGUUGCUGUUGCUGGUGCGUUGGAUGAGAUUAGAGCGGCGAAUGCACGGAGAGAAGGGAUGGAUGCGAAAUGUGCCGCGACUAUCCCUGCGUCAUCGAGGGAAGUUGAGGAUGCGGAAGAUGCGGAGAUUGCGAGGGCUGUUUUUAGGGGGGCGAAGAGGUGUUCACCGGACUCUGGAACGUCGGGAGAAUCGCAGAAUGUGGAGUUGUCGGCGUCUAGGCCGGCGAAGAAGGUCAAGAAGGAUUUUGCGAGGAUGUUGGGGAUUAAGAGGAAUAUUGAUGUCUAG